This is a messenger RNA of Drosophila obscura, 2052 nucleotides long. RefSeq names its product inhibitor of growth protein 3. The transcript is spliced from 3 exons. Gene Ontology annotation, cellular component: nucleus. The coding region runs from base 215 to 1552 and encodes 445 amino acids. The record is from RefSeq and is a predicted model, not a curated record. Lineage: Eukaryota; Metazoa; Arthropoda; Insecta; Diptera; Drosophilidae. Gene Ontology annotation, biological process: positive regulation of DNA-templated transcription.
CGCACACAUACACACGCACACAAGUACAGUCGCAAGUGGACUCGAAACGCCAUACAAAAAUUAUCUUAAAAACUAGCGACUAGCGAAAAAGAAACACAGCACAGCAGAUCUUUUGCAGUCCAGUCCCUCUGGCGCACCGAUUCGACAGAUUCCAGCUCCUGGUCACUCGAUGUGGCAGCGACAGCAGCCGAACUGACGCGCAUCGAACCUUAACAUGAUAAAUCCAAUUGCAUCCGAGUCGGAGGCCAUCAAUUCGGCCACCUAUGUGGACAACUACAUUGAUUCCGUGGAGAAUCUGCCGGACGACGUGCAGCGGCAGCUCUCCCGCAUCAGGGACAUCGAUGUCCAGUACCGAGGGCUGAUACGCGACGUGGACCACUACUAUGACCUGUAUCUGACGCUGCAAAACUCGACCGACUCCAGUCGACGGUCGCGCAGCAUCAACCGAAUGCACCAAUGCCUCAUCCAGGCGCAGGAGCUGGGGGACGAAAAGAUGCAGAUUGUCGGCCACAUGCAGGAGAUUAUCGACGGCAAGCUGCGGCAGCUGGACACAAACCAGCAGAACCUGGACCUGAAGGAGGAGCGCGACCGCUACACGCUGCUCGACGACUGCCCGGCUACAAAGCUGCAGAGAUUACACAGCCCGAUGCAGGACCAGGCGAACACGGUGGGCGGAGGCGCCGCUAGCAGCAGUGGGUUGAAUGGAAACGGCCUGGGAGGAAGUGUGGGCGGAUUUACAGUGAAGGAUGAGUACGGACUGCCCGUGUAUGUCGGCGUCGUUGGCGUGUCUAAUCCGGGGACCAUCAUCUCUGGCAAUGGCGGUGGCUCCACACCGAACUCUGAGCGCUCCAGCCACGGUGUCAGCAACGGUGGCCACGGCUCCAAUGGUAAUUUGGGCGCCAGCGGCGGCGGCGUUGAUUUGCAGAGAGGGGGCAACAAACGCUCCCGGCGCCGCAACGAGAGCCUGGUCAACGGCAGCACCCUGGAGAUGGGUGGCAACGAAUCGAACUCAGCUAAUGAGGCUGCUGGCAGUGGCAGUGGCAACGGGGAACGCAAGGGCUCCAUGGGGAGUGCUGGGGCCAGUCAGCGCAAGGGGAACCUGCAAGGAACUUCGAGCGGUAGCCUGGCCAGUGGAUCCGCUGGAACGAGCAGCGGAGGAGGAGGAACCGGGGCUGGAGGUGGUGGUGGCGGAGGAGGAGGAGGAGGCGGCAACAAUUCGGGCAAAAAGAAGAAACGCAAGGUACGCGGCGCGGGCGCUUCGAACACAACAGCGAAUGCACGCGAGGAGACGCCGCCGCCGGAGACCAUUGAUCCGGAUGAGCCGACCUAUUGCGUCUGCAACCAGAUCUCUUUUGGCGAGAUGAUUCUCUGCGACAACGACCUGUGCCCCAUCGAGUGGUUCCACUUUUCGUGCGUGUCCCUGGUGCUGAAGCCAAAGGGCAAGUGGUUCUGUCCCAACUGCCGUGGCGAGCGACCCAAUGUGAUGAAGCCGAAGGCCCAGUUCCUCAAGGAGCUCGAGCGGUACAACAAGGAGAAGGAGGAGAAGACCUAGGAAUAGUUCGCAAGCAACCAAGCAACGCAACCCAACACCAUACCUGUACCAUUUUCCUGUGUCCAACACCAGGCGGUAGUACAGCAGUACUUGGCGCUGCGCUCUGUAUAUUAUUCGACCCUAAGAACUUACCAUAAUGUAUAUUUAGUGUUUUGAAAACCCUCCUCGAUCCCACUCGAACCUAGUUUGGUUCGAUGGCCUGGCCUUCACAUUGCUUUGUCGCACACUCACACCCAAAAAGCCGAUCAGAUCUGCCCCCUGCUUUACGGGGUCUGUUUUAGUCGUCUGUUUGAUUAAAAGUUUCUGUACAAAUUGUAACUUUCUCUAAAUAUAAAUACAUAUAUAUUUAAUGCGUACACAGAUGUAACUUACUUUGCGGCUGCUGAUAUCCACAUCUCUCGAUGGCUUCGGGGAUGCGCUCCAAGUACAAACACGCAGUAGAUGUAGAUGUCUUUACAAAUAAUUGUUUUUAAUGGUCAAAAAGCAGACUAAGGCAUUCG